AAAAAUCAUCCCUGCAACAUCCAGAUGGUGCAGCAAGAGGCUGGAGGGAAGAGAAACACUAAAUUUCCCUAACUGCGCAGAAGCAGCCAGAGCCGCUCUCCAAGAGCUACACAAAAGAAGCUUUGUCUCAGCUGAUGAGAGAUCCCUUUGAAGCUUGGGAAUCCUGACUGGCAGCAUUUCAUAUCUGGCCAUCAUAGGGUUGGAGCAAUGAAGAAUGGAAAAGAAGGAAAAGAUGGGAAAGGAGAAAGCAGAAAGGAGAGAAGGAAAUAAUGCUGUUAGCUGGGGAGAGGCACAACUGACUGCACAUUGAACUUCCAGAGUAAGGUGAACGUGCCAUUGUUGCUACACAGAGAUACAGAGAGCUCAGGCAGUCUGUGCUUAAAUCACUUUUUUUACCUAAAUAAUUUCAGAAAAAGGACCUUCCAACAGGAGAACUGAUUGCUGCUGUUUCCUUGCUGCAUUGAACAGGAUCAAAUAAUGCUCCAUUCAACGUUGGCCUUGCCCCUCCUGCUAAUUGCAGUCUCAUCAAACCUUGCAAUGGCAAUCAAAAAGGAAAAAAGAGCACCUCAGACACUGUCAAGAGGAUGGGGAGAUGAAAUAACCUGGGUACAAACUUAUGAAGAAGGGCUUUAUCAAGCAAAGAAAAGUAACAAGCCGCUGAUGGUCAUUCACCAUUUGGAAGACUGCCAAUACUGCCAAGCACUGAAGAAAGCUUUCGCUGAAAAUGAAGAGGUACAAGAAAUGGCCCAAAAUAACUUCAUUAUGCUGAAUCUCAUGCAUGAAACUACAGAUAAAAACCUGUCACCUGAUGGACAAUAUGUGCCUCGAAUCAUGUUCAUAGACCCAUCUCUCACAGUAAGAGCUGAUAUCACAGGAAGAUACUCUAAUCGGCUAUAUGCUUAUGAGCCACAAGACAUACCAUUCUUAAUAGAGAACAUGAAGAAAGCAUUACGUCUCAUUCAGACAGAACUGUAACAAACAACAGUAAAGUGAUCAUAGCCUCUACGGGGUGAAGCUGCACCAGAAUAUCCAAUAUUUUAAAACAUUUUAGUUAGUCUUUCUGUCUCUACUAGCAUUCUGAACUCUAACCAAGCAACUUUAAUAUACCAGAUUUUGUAAGAGAUAUAUAUGCAUGAUUUGGAGACCAAACAUAAAAAGGCUAUCAUGCCCACUUGGGAAACGGAUAAGAAAUCUGUCAAACACUUUGAAGUUAGUUUUCUGAAUUACUGAAAGUGAUGGUUUAAUGUGCAGCAACUUUGAGCUGCAUUUUAUUAAUCCAACUAUAGCUUUAUUUUCAGCUACUACUUCUGAUCAAGAGCUAUAGACAUUCUUUUUUAAUGCCAAUUUACAAUUCAUUUUGUAAUGUAAUAUCUACAUCUCAGCUCCUAAUUUUUAUUUUUAUUUCAUGUAGCUUGUAAGUCUUUUGUGUAGCUUAGAUUUACAUGCUUAUUUCUCAUUUGUUGGCAAAUCAGACAGGAAGGCUCUUGCUAUAGACUUUAGAAUAGCUAAUAUAGAAAAAAAAAAAAAAAAUCUGAGAUCUAGGCUUAGCUUUAUUCUGUGUCUUUAACUAUUAUUCUGAUAACUGAAACAGAACAUAUAUAUUAUUCUGAGCAUGUGGUCUACAUGAAGUGGUGACAAUCAUCAAAUACAACUACAGGCUUUGCCAUGAUAAAAAUAAAGUGAUGCAAGAGAGAUUGAAGGAGAUAAUCCCAGAACUCCACACCUGAGGCCAAGUCAUGCUUGCAAAGUCUUAUAUGGGAAAAAGGACCAGGCUUUUCCUAACUCUCUGAAAUGUCAUGUCAAUCAUAGGAAGCUCAUCACGGGUCAUUCCUUCUUCUGCAGCAUCCCGACUCAGACAUCAUGGUGGAAGCAUGGUGAAGGGAUCUGUACAUACAAACUCUUCUUCACAAAAUCACCAUGUGGAAGGGCAGGCACCUAUUUUAAAUAAAGAGCUGAAUUCAGUUGAGGUAGUUUGUUGUCCCAACAAUUUUCUUUUUCACUAGAGCAAUACGGUAAGCCACUAAUCUGCAGGAAGAGCAAGUGUGUUAUGUUCUGUGCAAGAAACCAGUGUCACUUAUCUGUGUGACCUGCCAUUUCCUAUGAUGUUGCCUAAAUGCACAUAUGAAAGAUGCGUCCUUUGCAGGGCAGCUAUGUUAAUAUACAAUACUGAGUAUUAAUUCAUCAUAAGUUAGUUAUAUUGUGGCUAUCUAUGCCUUCAUAGUUAUGUAAAAUUUGGAUACAAUGACAUAUUCCAACAAAGUGGUCAUAAGUGAUUGGUAAAAUCAGAGAAAAUAAUCUUGUAUUAGUCCUUAAGUAUUGUCUUCAUAAUCUGUUAAAUGUUUUGUUUCUGGUUUUGUUUGUUUUUUAACCUGUAGGAAAAUGCUAGAAACAAAAUUAAAUUGGUGAUAACAUUCCUUUGAA
This is a messenger RNA of Oxyura jamaicensis (ruddy duck), 2421 nucleotides long. RefSeq names its product anterior gradient 3, protein disulphide isomerase family member (gene AGR3). Bases 478 to 975 code for a protein of 165 amino acids. The record is from RefSeq and is a predicted model, not a curated record. The transcript is spliced from 10 exons. NCBI's taxonomy places the organism in Eukaryota, Metazoa, Chordata, Aves, Anseriformes, Anatidae. Gene Ontology annotation, cellular component: endoplasmic reticulum. Gene Ontology annotation, molecular function: dystroglycan binding.